AUGUCAACCUGUCCACACGUGUCAUCAGCAUCGCUCAGCCCGCCUCGCCCCAACCAAUCUGUCUACAGAGAAGACUGCACACUCUGCUUCGAUAGCAUCGACUCGCCCGAAGGCCUCGACGUUUGCCUGCAUUGCUUCAACGGAGGAUGUUCCACUGAACGUCAACAUGGCGCAAAGCACGCCCGAGAAACAAGCCACCCGCUGGCCCUCAACAUCAAGCGUACACGCAAGCAGAAGCACAGAGAUGAGCCGCCACAGAAGAUGUCCAAGCUGGCCAUCAACGCAGAAACCGAACAAGACCGCUUCGACACUGUCUCGACCGUCAAAUGCCUCGAGUGUGGCGAAACCGAUCUGGACAAGAGUCAGGGAAAUUUAGCAGCCGUGGUCGACGGUGUGCUCAAGGCAAACACUUUCGCAAAGCAAGAGGAGGUCAAGGCCUGGGAGCAGGAGAUGGUUCCGUGUGAGCACACUCUCUGUCUGGAACAAGAGUCUGCUCGACAGAUUCAUUCCCAGUCUUUGGGCCACUGUUCACAGUGCGAUCUCAACCAGAAUCUGUGGCUCUGUCUCACUUGCGGUAACCUGGGUUGUGGAAGAGCUCAGUUUGGUGGUGUUGGAGGCAACUCGCACGGAGUGGCGCAUACCGGUUCUACAGGCCACCCUGUCGCUGUAAAGCUGGGUUCUUUGACUGCUGAUGGCAGUGCCGAUAUCUACUGCUACGCCUGCAACGAAGAACGUACCGAUCCCGAACUUGUCGCUCAUCUGGCUCAUUGGGGCAUUGACAUUGCUGGUCGUGAGAAGACGGAGAAGAGUUUGACAGAGAUGCAGCUUGAGCAAAAUUUACGCUGGGAGUUUAGCAUGACCAAUGAAGAUGGCAAGGAGCUCAAGCCUAUGUGUGGUCCUGGUCUCACUGGUCUGAAGAAUCUUGGAAACAGCUGCUACCUUGCAAGUGUCGUCCAGAGCUUGUUUGCCAUGCCCGAGUUCGCCCAGAGAUACUACAAACCUGACGAGCAACUACCACCCACAUCAAACCCCGCCGAGGAUCUUGAGAUUCAGCUUCGCAAAAUGGCAGAUGGUCUCCUGUCAGGACGCUAUGCAAUUCCCAACUCAGAUGUCAUCGCUUCGGAAGACACGACAGAACAACCACAUCAAAAAGGCCUGGCUCCUGCCAUGCUCAAGCACCUUAUCGGCAGAGGUCACGAAGAAUUCUCCACUAUGCGCCAACAAGAUGCUUUUGAAUUCUUGCUCCAUCUUCUCAAGCUCGUCUCUCGUUCGCAACGUGCAGCAAAGGAGAACUACAAGGACGUUUCGGAUCCCGUUGAUGCUUUCAGAUUCGUCAUGGAGCAAAGGCUGCAGUGUCUGAACUGCAACAAGGUUCGCUAUCGCCAAGACGAGGUCGAAAACAUCUCCGUCGCAGUACCCAUCAAGCGUUUGUCAAAAGAUACCAAGAUGGAAGGUGUAACUCCUGGCCCUGAUGGCUCUGCGGAGAAGGAGGUCGAAGAAUUUGAGUCUGUGACUCUUCAGCGCUGCCUAGACGACUUCACUGCCGCAGAAGUGGUUGAGCUGAAUUGCGGUGCAUGUGGCGGCAAGAACUUUAGCAAGCAAUCUCUCUUCAAGACAUUCCCUACCGUUCUGGCUGUCAACGCUCGCCGCUUCGAAAUCGUCAACUGGGUUCCUACUAAGCAGGACGUCCCUGUCAUUGUCGAUGAAGGCUCCAUCGACUUCGAAGCUUACCGCAGCAAAGGUCAGCAGCCUGAUGAAGAGCUUCUUCCGAACGAAGCUGCAGACGCUGGCGCCGCUUCGACUGCUUUCGUGCCCAACGAAGCUGCUCUCAGCAUGCUUGAAGCCAUGGGUUUCCCUCGAGUUAGAUGCGAGAAGGCACUCCACGCUACUGGCAACACAGACGCAGAAACAGCCAGCUUGUGGUUGUUCGAGCACAUGGAAGACCCUGAUAUCGACGAGCCCACGGAUCUUUCAGGAGGUGAUGCCAGUACCGGUGCGAGCAGCGCAGUGGAUCCCGAGAAGAUUGAGAUGCUUGGAAACAUGGGCUUCCAGCCGCCUCAAGCACGCCAGGCAUUGAAGGAGACUAACGGUGAUAUGGAGCGUGCAGUAGAAUGGUUGUUUAACCACCCUGAAGCAACUGGCGACUUUGGAGAUGAACAGCAGGACACUGGCGACAAGGCUGCUACAGAUCCCGAGGCAGCUGUGGAAGAUACCAAGCCUGCCAACUUCAAGCUCCAGUCCAUCGUAUGCCACAAGGGCAGUUCAAUUCACGCUGGUCACUACGUUGCUUUCAUCCGCAAGGAUCCAGGAUGGAUUCUGUUCAACGACGAGAAGGUUGCCCUCGGUGGUGAUGUUGACGAGAUGAAGAAGUUCGCCUAUGUCUACUUUUUCCGCAGAGAAGCUGCUUAG
Molecule: messenger RNA, 2409 nt
Organism: Aureobasidium namibiae CBS 147.97
Lineage: Eukaryota; Fungi; Ascomycota; Dothideomycetes; Dothideales; Saccotheciaceae
Product: ubiquitin carboxyl-terminal hydrolase 14
Exons: 3
Coding region: 1-2409 (802 amino acids)
Biological process (GO): protein deubiquitination
Molecular function (GO): cysteine-type deubiquitinase activity; zinc ion binding; protein binding
Source: RefSeq, a predicted model, not a curated record